This is a messenger RNA of Helianthus annuus (common sunflower), 2160 nucleotides long. RefSeq lists its product as uncharacterized. NCBI's taxonomy places the organism in Eukaryota, Viridiplantae, Streptophyta, Magnoliopsida, Asterales, Asteraceae. The transcript is spliced from 11 exons. The record is from RefSeq and is a predicted model, not a curated record. Bases 143 to 1765 code for a protein of 540 amino acids.
AUAGAAACACAAUUUACAUUCACUCCCCUCCCUCACCUUCACUUCACAACCCUCCUCCAUUCCAAUGGCGCCAUUGCUGUAAAAACCGCUCAACCACAAACCCUAAUUCUCCCUCACUAUCCACAAAGUCACAGUUCGAUCAAUGGAGGCUCAGGUAUCCGCCGGUUUGUUCGAUUACAAACAAGUGAAAUCUGAGGACGAAUCGCCUCUCGAAACUGUGUGGUCCGAAGAACACGAAUGUGUUCCGUUGAAGCAGCGGUUGAAAAUGUUGCGCGCUAAAGCUGUGUUGAAAAACCGAAAUGAAAUCCCAUCUCCAGUUAAUGAUGUUGUUAACAAAGAAGAUGAGGAUUUUAAUGAGGAUUUUGAUCAUGUUUCGUUGAAACAACGACAGAGAAUGUUGCUAUCAAGGGAACGUGUUCGGUCGAACAGGCCAGCAAUGGAGCAUAACUCAUCAGACCCGUCUACAAACCCGUCUUCUGAGGCUUUGAAACACGGGUCAUCAAAGGGUACCACUGCUGGUGCUCCUACAUGGACAUAUCAACAUGAAAACACUUCAGUAUCCAAAUCCCCAAACUUCAAAAACGUUUGUAAUGAAGCUAGGCAAUGUUCCUCUAGUAAAAAGCAUUUGUUGUCAAGUCCCUGUAAGGAUGACUGUACUACAGCUUUAAAACCGUUUCCAAAUGUUAAGGUUGAACCUUUAGACGGUGACUUUGAAUUUCCAAACUGUAGCAUAGGUAACCAAAUAUCUGUAAAGAGUGAAGCUGUAAGUAGUUCUGAAAGUUUGGAAGAUGUACUAGAUCACAUGAUGCUCGGAGAUAGAAUGAGAUUGCUGGCGUCGAGAAAAUUUUCGAAGACUAAUGUGUACGGGAGUUUUGAGACGGGCAAUGCGCAUAAGUCGAAGUUAUCCAAGUCUUCUAAGCCGUUUGUAAUUAAACGGCCACGCAAAAGGAGAAUAACCGCAACGGACUCGGUUGAAACAGCAUUAGAGGAAGAUGCACCUGGACUCCUAAAGGUGCUAAUUGCGAAAGGGGUUUUAGUUGAUGAAAUUAAACUUUAUGGAGCAAACGAGGACGAUGAAGCGUUGGAUGAAUCACUGAUCGAGGAGAGCUUUUCAGAUCUUGAAGAUGUAAUUACAAAGAUUUUCUCUCAACAGCAGUCAUUUUUAAAGUUUGCUCCACUAAGGUGUGGUGGUAGAGGAGAAAAAACUAGUUACUGCUUGGCUUGCCUUAUUUCACUUGUGGAGCAGGCACGUUACUUGCGUGUUAGAAAGUGGCCAGUUGAAUGGGGCUGGUGCCGAGACCUCCAGUCGUUCAUCUUUGUUUUUAACAAGCAUAACAGAAUAGUUCUGGAACGUCCCGAAUACGGAUACGCAACAUACUUUUUUGAACUGGUAGAUGCAUUACCUGUGCAUUGGCAGAUCAAACGAUUGAUCACUGCAAUGAAACUUACUAGUUGCACGAGGCUUACUCUAAUUGAGAAUAGAGCACUGACGGUUGGCGAUGAUCUGACAGAAGGUGAGGCGCGUGUGUUAAUGGAGUACGGGUGGAUACCAAACACUGGUUUAGGAACAAUGCUAAACUAUUGCGAUAGAGUUGUUCAUGACAGGAAGAGUGAGAUUGAGAGUGACGGUUCGGAGUGGCGGUCGAAAAUCGGCAAGAUACUUACCGAUGGUUACAACGGUGGAAUUAUCGUCCCAAAUGAUAUUCCAAAGAGGGUUAUAGAAUAUGGCCUCAGUCACACCCCUGAAAUCAAGUUGGAGUACUAGGUAGUUUUAGUUUUUUAACUUUGGUAAAGAAGCUGGUAAGAUUUUUUUUUUUUUUUGGGUCAUCAAUAACUUUUUUAGGUUUCAGCAUAGUUUAAUUACAUGGUUUCUAACUUUAUAUGUUAGAAAAACAAAUAUGAUCAAGUCUAAUUUGCUAAACAGGAUUUGGACAGUUUAGAACAGAAACUCGGCUCGUUUGAUUUGGGACAACCUUAAACUGAGGUUACUGGUUUGACCAAGGUUUUCGACUCUCACCAUCGGAGUUUAGCUAGAUUGUUUCGAGUAUGAGAAAUUUGAACUCAACUUCUAUAUUAGGGUAAAUUAGAUAGAUGGUAGAUAUCUGUGGUACCUUGAAGUUUCAUUUUACACCUAUGGAUUUGUCCCUAUCGUUUGGAUUU